AUGAAGCUCGCCUUAUGCUGCCUUUGGAUCCCCGUGUCGCUGCUCUUCGCCCAAGCGCAUCAGGGCUGCCAGAGCGCGGCGUCUGAGUGUGCGGAUGAAUCCCUUGUGCAGCUGCCCAAGAGUUCCAAGAGUGCAUCGACCGGGACCCUGGAUAAAGCUGAUGGGGCUGGUAAAGGUGGUAAAGGUGGUGCCGAAGGAGUUCCACAAUUCGACACAAAGAAGAUCUCCGAGAAAUUUGGUGGAGCAAACCUCUGCAAGUUGAUCAAUUACGAAUCUGGUGACGUCCACUGCCAGGAUCAGCAACAGUGCACAGACCCAGCAUAUGCGAUUUGCUGCAUGGAUUCUUGUUCCCUAAAACCGGCUCCGGCAUGCACGGAUUAUGGCCCAAAGUGCCAAGCACGGAAGGCGGCCUGUGAGAUGGCAAGCUUCCUGGCAGACAACAACAACUACCUGGCGCAGCCAGCUUUGUGGAUUGAUGCAGGUACCUACCCAAGCACCGUCAUCAUGCGCCAGACCUUCGGGGGCUAUAGUCAGACCGUGUGGAAAGUCCUUCAGAAGCUCCUGAGCAAGUGCUACCAACUUGAAGACCUGAACGCAGAGAGCACCUUGGUGGGCAAUUACAGCACUUAUACCUCCGCAGGUUCCAACGGUCAAGAGUGGACCCCAUCCUGCCCGAAGAAAGCGGAGGCCAUUGAGACCUCGAAGGAGGGCCAGGAUUCCAUUUCGUCAGCUGCGAAGACUGGGAUAGAUGUUGGCGAGAAGUUGGUCAACUGGGUGGUCAGCAGCUACACACCAAUAGCCCCUGUCUACGACAUCGUGGAGUCCGUUUUGGGCAAUGUGCUCUUAGCCUCAAGUGGACCCCCUUCAAACCCUUGCACCGGUGUGGAGCAGGGUGACUGGGGCAAGUGCGUCUAUGGUCAGAUCCUUCCUUAUGUGGAGCGCUUCGUGAGCAAGUAUGUGAAGCAUGCAUUGGCCAAUUACACCGCAGAGAUCGUGCAGAUGAAGAUGCAUCAGAUCCAAAGCGAUAUCGGCAAUAUCAAAUGGCAGCUCUCGCAGGCCAAACUUUACAAUAGUUCUUUGAAGGCCAUCCAUCCAAGUGUUAGAGACUUGGUGACUUACAUGCAGAACCAACGUUUGUGGUUGCAGGACAGCAUGCUCCUUCCCCAUUUCCUGAGCAUAGAUCUCUCGAGCCAAAGCCUGGCAUUGGCCUCCGGGCUCUAUACCGACUCCACCGAGUCGAAGAUGAAAAAGGCCGAAUUUGCAGCCAACUCCGUUUGCUAUGCAAAGAUGGUCUUGAAGCGGGCCACGUACUUGAUGCAGAGCCGCAUGAAUGAGUUGAAGGCCACCCAGGUCAAUCGCCACAAGUGGACCACGCAUGAAGAGUGGGCCGGUGUUAAAUGCUGGUAUUACUACCCCGGACAGUACGAUGCACUAUGCUACGACGAGCCCCCUGAUUUCCAGCACAACCAUGUGCUGAACAUCUGCUGGCCGGGGUAUCCGCCAUAUUCGCCGUGCUACUUCGCCGAGAUCUCUGUUUGUGCAAUGCUGGGACAAGGAGGUUGCACUCCCUGGGAUUCCACUGCUUCACAUUGGUUCCUUCACCAAGCAAUGGUUCGGAAGACCCAGCUUGAUACAUUGGAGAGUUGGCUGGCGCCUCUACCGACUUGGCUUGAGAUUGCUGAAGGCUCGGAAAAUGAUUCUAGCCUUUUGUGGGACAGUGAAAGCUGGGACUGUGAUGACAUGAGUUUGCCCAUGGCUAACCUGGCCACCUCACAAGCUGGCACGAUUGGUUCCGGUGCCGAAGUGUUCAUGUUCGAGGACUGCCCAUUCGACAUCCAGACUUCCUACGCCUUUGACAGAUCAUUUGCUGACAUUGGGGAGGGGGCCUAUGUCCAAGUAAGCAUGUGGAAGCCAGUGUCUUCAUCGGAUCUGUAUUACCUGGGUGACACCUGCACAAAUCACAAAGAGCCCAGCACUGUGAGCUUCAUGAAUGCCAUCAUGUUGAACACACGGCCAGGUUAUGAGGAUGCCCUCACAAGGCCCACCGGAAUGCAGUUCGACUGGAACGAUCGUGGCACUGGCGGUGACACGGAUGGCGGCUUCUUCACACCAAUCUGCCAGGACGGCUACGUGCCCGUUGGGAGCGUAGGUGAGCAGUUUCUUGACGAUGAUGACCUCAACCCGAGUGUGGACAAUUGGCCUAAUUUGAUGUGCGUCAAAGAGGAGUACACGGAGCAAGUGCAGCUGGACAAGAGCUACUUCAUGUGGAACGACCAUGGGACCGGAGGGCAUUAUGAUGGCACGGUCUUCGUCGGGCCAUUCUACAACUCGGCAACCGGCGUCCUCGUGUAUGGUCCCUGUCAUACUGCAUCAGGGCACGUGUCCACGAUGACAGUCUACCAGCUCAAGGAGAAGUAUGUGAAAUGGUGCAAUCGAAUCUCGUCGAACUCUCCUGACUCUUGCGAUUCAGGGUGUUAG
Symbiodinium sp. CCMP2592 is the source of this 2478-nucleotide messenger RNA. Lineage: Eukaryota; Dinophyceae; Suessiales; Symbiodiniaceae. The record is from the annotation of a GenBank genome assembly.